AUGUUUGCGUCGCUUUUCGCCGCUUUAGUGUCAGUGUGUGCAGUGUGGGCACAGGAGCAGCACGAUCUGCUCUGGUCCAGCCUGAGGUCCCGGCUCCAGGACUUUGAGGUCUUGGACUGGUCUGAUCUUCAGACUCACUCGGUCCAACGCAGAGACCUGGAACCACAGACCCACCGAGAGAGACUGCUGAGCUUCAGGGCCCUGAGCAGACAUUUCCGGCUUUACCUGAGGACCAAUCAAGAGCUGUUCACAGACAACUUCCGGGCGGUGGUCGUCGAGGGCGGAGUCCAGCAAGAUUAUCCAGUGAACAGAGAGAACUACUACACCGGCCACGUGAUCGGUGAAGAACAUUCUAGAGUUCAGGCUCACAUCGAUGGCUCAGAGUUCUCUGCUCGAAUCCUGACGAACAAUGGAGAAUUCAAUAUCGAGCCCCUGUGGAGGUUCACAGCGCCCCCUGAUGGCCGCCUGCUGGUGUAUCGCUCUGAGGACAUAAAGGAGCUGAGAUCACAAAGACAUUCUCCAGUCUGCGGAUACAUGACCCCCAGCGCCCCCCUGUGGUCUGGCGAGGGGGGAGCAGCGGGGGAGAGGGGGGAGGAGAGAGGGGAGACGGCGUGGCGUGUGCGUCGUCACGUGCACGACCACCGCAGGAACACAUGUGCGCUGCUGCUCGUCGCUGAUCACAGAUUCUUCACAAACAUGGGACGAGGAGAAGAGAGCACUACCAUCAACUACCUGAUAGAGCUGAUCGAUCGAGUAGAUGACAUUUAUAGAAACACUUCGUGGGACGCAGAGUUCAGCGGCUAUGGAGUCCAGAUCCAACAGAUCAUCAUAGAGAAGUCUCCCACCGCGGUGCUUCCGGGACAGAACCACUUCAACAUGGAGGGGAGUCCAGUGAGCGGCCGCGACGUGUGGGACGUGAAGAGCCUGCUGGAGCAGUUUUCUGUGGACGUCGCAGAGAACGCGUCUAACGUGUGUCUGGCUCAUCUCUUCACGUAUCAGGACUUCGACGACGGGACAUUGGGCCUAGCGUAUGUGGCCCCGGCCCGACCCGACACCCCAGGGGGCCUCUGUUCCAAAGCGUGUCCCGCGUCUUCAAACACACAGAAGAACAUGUAUUUAAACACAGGCCUCACCAGCACCAAGAACUACGGCAAAACCAUCCUCACCAAGGAGGCAGACCUGGUCACCACUCAUGAACUCGGUCAUAACUUCGGAGCGGAGCACGAUCCGGACAAAAUGGCAGAGUGUGCGCCGCGAGACGAUCAGGGCGGAAAGUACGUGAUGUACCCCAUCGCUGUGAGCGGCGACCACAGCAACAACAAGUUCUUCUCAUCGUGUUCAAAGCGCUCAAUCCUCCAGAGGCUGCGGUGGAAAGCUCCGUCGUGUUUCAAAGUGCGGACCGUGAACGUGUGCGGGAACUCUCGUGUGGAGGAGGGGGAGGAGUGUGACCCCGGCCUCACCCACCUGACCACUGACCCCUGCUGUGACCCUGAGUGCAAGCUCCGCCCCCAGGCUCGCUGCAGCGACAGGAACAGCGCCUGCUGCAGGAACUGUCAGUUUGAAACCAGAGGAAGAGUUUGUCAGGAACCGAUCGAGGCCACAUGUGAAGGAUACUCCUACUGCACUGGCAACAGCAGUGAAUGCCCCGCCCCCCUGAGCGCCCCUGACAACAGCUCGUGUUUGGACAGUGGGUCCUGUGUGGGCGGAGUCUGUGUCCCGUUCUGUGAAGUGGAAUUGAAGCUUCCGCCCUGCGCCUGCAACGACUCCGCCUCCUCCUGUAAGGUGUGCUGUAUGUCCAACAGGGGGCAGUGUGCUCCGUAUCAGGACAGUCUCGGAGACUUCCUGUUCCUGAGGAAAGGCAAACCCUGCACCGAGGGAUUCUGCGACGGAGACGGCCGGUGUAUGAAGCAGGUGCAGGACGUGAUAGAGAGACUGUGGUUGUUCAUAGAGAAACUGGACAUAAACACAUUUGGGAAGUUUCUGGCCGACAACAUAGUGGGCUCAGUGCUGGUCUUCUCUCUGGUCUUCUGGAUUCCACUGAGUGUCCUUGUGCACUGUGUGGAUCGUAAACUGGAUCAGCAGUACGAGCAGAACACCAAGAACAUGUUAUUCCCCAGUAAUGCAGAGCUACUGAGCAGUCUGGACUCGGCCUCAGUCCGGAUCUUCAAACCUUCGUUCCCGUCGAUGAUGAGGUUCCAGACAACGUUUGGGCCCAACCAGACAAGCACCCCCCCAGUGUCCUGCUCCGAGGCCCCGGGAUCCCCCACAGGCCCCCUCAUCGAGCCACCCAUGAUGGUGGAAGCACACAGAAUGGACACGAUUCAAGAGCUGCCGGACGACAGCUACAACAAGAGUCCGGUCUACAGCAGGGCCGGACCGCACCAGGUCUACAGCAGGGCCGGACCGGACCAGGUCUACAGCAGGGCCGGACCGGACCAGGUCUACAGCAGGGCCGGACCGGACCAGGUCUACAGCAGGGCCGGACCGGACCAGGUCUACAGCAGGACCGGACCGGACCAGGUCUACAGCAGGACUGGACCGGACCAGGUCUACAGCGAUUUCAGACACCGCAGCCCCAAAGAGACUCAGUGCUAG
Molecule: messenger RNA, 2595 nt
Organism: Knipowitschia caucasica
Lineage: Eukaryota; Metazoa; Chordata; Actinopteri; Gobiiformes; Gobiidae
Source: the annotation of a GenBank genome assembly